Molecule: messenger RNA, 786 nt
Organism: Benincasa hispida (wax gourd)
Lineage: Eukaryota; Viridiplantae; Streptophyta; Magnoliopsida; Cucurbitales; Cucurbitaceae
Gene: SAMBA
Product: valine-tRNA ligase
Biological process (GO): negative regulation of organ growth
Molecular function (GO): anaphase-promoting complex binding
Source: RefSeq, a predicted model, not a curated record
AAUCGAUAUGGAGACAAAAACAAAAGCUUUUAACUUUUUCAAUUCAGCAAAAUUCAAAACCAUGUUCUCCAUUAUUUAAAUUUUCCUCUCCGAAGGGCUUAUACUAUAUGGUGUUCUCCCUGUUUCUCUAGGGCUUAUAGUUCAUACGAAAAUUGUGCAAUUGCAAUGAACACCUCAUCGCCAGCCAAUUCUUCCAUUUCCACCACGGCGGUGGCCGGAAGGUGUAGCACUAACGCCGCAAUGUCACUUGACGAUUUUCGCUUCCCCGCCAAUUUAAUUUCGGUUCCAGAGCGCAAGGACGAGGCCAUGACCGCUCUUAAGUCUAAUAUAAUGGCUGCACUAAACAAGGAGGUCAAAUCCCUAGAUGAUGAUAACUGGAUGUUUGAAGGUCCUCGCUCCCGUAUCAACCUUAUGUCUCAACAAGGUGCUAAUUGCCAUGCAAUUCCCUAUCAGGUGGUCAUUUCCUCAAAAAGACAGAAGAGAAAAGAAGAUAAUGGAUCAGAUUGAUAUGAAUGAUCUCCAUCCUGGAGAAAUAUUGUGAUUAUUGUGCUGGCUUCGGAGUACUCGGUUUCAUUUAUCCAAUCAAGUAAUCAAUUCUUCUUUUCAAUUUAUAAUUAUUCUAUAGAUGUAAAGAGUUUGCAAAUGCUUGUCCAAAUGAAACAUUGCUUUGAAACACUACAUCCGACGUCGUAGGGUCUGAUUUUUUAAGCGUUAAAAAAGUGUUUGUAAGUGAAAAAUAUGUUUUUAAGUCAAUCCAAACGUGCCCUUAACAUCUGGAGAGGAAAA